Exophiala oligosperma is the source of this 1380-nucleotide messenger RNA. RefSeq lists its product as uncharacterized. Lineage: Eukaryota; Fungi; Ascomycota; Eurotiomycetes; Chaetothyriales; Herpotrichiellaceae. The record is from RefSeq and is a predicted model, not a curated record. The coding region runs from base 488 to 841 and encodes 117 amino acids. Gene Ontology annotation, biological process: vesicle-mediated transport; vesicle fusion. The transcript has 3 exons. Gene Ontology annotation, cellular component: SNARE complex; plasma membrane. Gene Ontology annotation, molecular function: SNAP receptor activity; syntaxin binding.
CUUUUCAAUGUGACCAAUGUUCCUUGAGACAUGAAGACUGGGAGGGUGGUACCAAAUUGCAGAUCAAACAAGGAAUCGUCUUCUACUUUUUUUGAAGCAACGAGUCGAAUAGCCAUCACGUGCUGAUCAUCAGGGAGGCAGCUCCCAAACGCCUCAAGUCUCCAGGGCCCUGUGGGUGGCCAAAGUUGCGUGUCGAGCCUCCGCCCCCUGCCUAGUGAAGAGCCCGGGUUUGGCGUCGCAGCCAAAGCGCCAGAUUUACCCAGCCCGGCGUCAGCUUCUCGCCAACCUCCAGUUCGUUUUAUCUUUCAUCCCCAUUCUCACCGUUUGACAACUUCGCUACCUCUCCAUCUGCAUCCAAUUCAUCCCAAAAGACCAUCUCUGAUUGUCACAAAGUUAUCCAGCACGACGACAGCUGACCCCUCCGACAACACCCUACCCCUUUCCGAACCGUCUCUUUAUCUGCACGCAUUACAUAUCACCAGCAACCAUGGCUGAUCGAGAGCAACCCUACGACCCCUACAUUCCUUCGGGCGGACAAGGAGGCGCACCUCCCGCUGGAGGAAACCAGAGAACAGCUGCUCUGCAAGCGCAAAUCGAUGACACUGUCGGUGUUAUGCGAGAGAACAUCAAUAAAGUAUCACAGAGAGGCGAAAGACUAGACUCGCUGCAAGAUAAGACCGACAAUUUGGCCGUCUCGGCGCAAGGAUUCAGAAGAGGCGCCAACCGCGUCCGAAAACAGAUGUGGUGGAAGGACAUGAAGAUGCGCAUGUGCUUGAUUGUUGGUAUCAUUGUCCUGCUUAUCGUUAUCAUUGUCCCAGCUGUGGUCGCUACCCGACACUAGAUUGAUCGAUGAUCGAGCAUGACGACGGCGAUGACCACCACAGAGCGAGAACAACUUUCCUGACGACAUGAUAACCCAGACUUGAUCUUUUGGGCUAGUGACUGUACAAUAUGAACUGGUCGAAAGGACUCAACGCUUUCUUGAAUGCAUGCGAUAGGUUUCCUCGACACAAUCACUCCAAAGGAUUUACGAAAUCGGCAAAACAUGUCCUUUGAACUUCUGGAGGAGAAUUUUUGAGAGCGUGAUGAUGAGCACUUGCAUAGUGCUUCAGGCGUCCAGGCGCGAUGGGACUGUAGGGCUACUUGUUACAAUAAUACCAUGAGCUCUUUUGACCAAAUGUGGCACCAAUGACACCCGAAUCAGGCUGCACGGAAUAGUCGUUCCAUACUCUUCUGAGAGGGUUUCCAAUAGAUUUAAUCGAAAGCCCGGAAGCACUGACAUGUGCCUAUGGAACGGUAUCAUUAGCGAUUGCGAUGUGCUUUCUCGUGCUCCGUAUCUUUGUUUUACGUGGCGUACUUGUAGUACCGCUUCAAUCGCAG